UAGAACAUAACCAACCAAAUUUCAAUCUUGACACUCGAGUGAGCGAGCACGAAAAUGGGUCUUCUUCUCUACUCCAAUCCUCUCCCUCUCACAACCGCUUCGUCCCGUUCUUCUUUUUCAUCGCCGUCUCCAACUUCAUCACCUUCACCUUUCUCUGCAACUAUUUCAUGGAUGCACAUGAAACCAAAUGGUCUGCGUCCGAAAUUUUUCAGCGGAGUUCGACUUCGUAUGCCCGUUGUGAAAGGGUCAGGUUCAGUAGUUGUUAAGGCCUCCUCUGACAUUGAUGGAACUGCUGCUGCAAAUGAGGGUAGUGAGCCCCUUCCAGACAGCAAGGAAGAGGUGGCGGUACCCAUCAACAAGCUUCCCUUGGAAUCAAAGCUGCAAGAGCGCCUAGAGCAGAAGGCGAAGAUGCAGCUGGCGAAGAAGAUAAGGCUUCGUAGGAACCGACUUGUUCGCAAGCGAAAACUGAGAAAGAAAGGCAGAUGGCCUCCAUCAAAGAUGAAAAAGCUAAAGAAUGUCUGAGUUUUACCUCAAGAUUUCUUGCAGGUUUAGUUCUGACCCUUUCUGUUUCUGCGGUCUCUCGUCAUUUUGUUAGUGCACGAUCAAAUAUCUCUUCAUAUUGACGUAAUUUCUUAGUUUGAAUCUUGUUGAUGUCAAUGAAAAUAGUAUUGCCCAA
Molecule: messenger RNA, 676 nt
Organism: Pyrus x bretschneideri (Chinese white pear)
Lineage: Eukaryota; Viridiplantae; Streptophyta; Magnoliopsida; Rosales; Rosaceae
Product: 50S ribosomal protein 5 alpha, chloroplastic-like
Exons: 2
Coding region: 55-522 (155 amino acids)
Source: RefSeq, a predicted model, not a curated record